Molecule: messenger RNA, 966 nt
Organism: Nicotiana tabacum (common tobacco)
Lineage: Eukaryota; Viridiplantae; Streptophyta; Magnoliopsida; Solanales; Solanaceae
Source: RefSeq, a predicted model, not a curated record
ACCAGCUCGCAGAUUUCUACUUCAAUAAUUAGAUUACCCUAGCUAGCUCGCCAAAAAGAAGAAGAAACAAAAGGGUGAAGAUGGCUUCUAGGGUUGUUGAACCACUUGUUGUUGCACGAGUGAUAGGAGAAGUAGUAGACAGUUUCAACCCAAGUGUGAAACUGAAUGUGAUAUACAACGGGAGCAAACAAGUAUUUAAUGGGCAUGAACUCAUGCCUGCUGUCAUUGCUGCUAAACCUCGUGUCGAGAUUGGUGGCGAAGACAUGCGAUCUGCUUACACCCUUAUCAUGACCGACCCAGAUGUUCCAGGUCCUAGUGAUCCUUACUUGAGGGAACACCUCCACUGGAUUGUUACAGAUAUUCCUGGUUCCACUGAUUCCUCGUUCGGAAGGGAAAUAGUGAGCUACGAGAGCCCAAAGCCAGUGAUUGGGAUUCACCGAUAUGUGUUACUAUUGUAUAAACAAAGCGGAAGGCAAACAGUGAAACCAGCAGCAACAAGAGACCAUUUCAACACUCGAAGGUAUACGGCUGAGAAUGGAUUGGGAAGCCCAGUUGCCGCUGUCUACUUCAAUGCCCAGAGAGAAACUGCUGCCAGAAGAAGAUGAAUUACUACAUCAUAAUAUAAACACGCAAAUAAUCACUUUUAGCUUAAUUAGGCUGUUAAUGAGCUGGAAGUAGUAACUCCUUUAAUGUACUACUCUAUCUGUCUAUUAAAACACGUGAUUUAAAUAAGGUCUAAGUAUAUAGUACAACUUUGUACUUACCAGAAAAGUAGCUAGGUGAAUUGAUCAAGAAUAGUGUCAAUCUUCAUGCAUCAUGCAGAUUCUGAGCUUUCCCACCAAUUAGGUUGCCCCUGUGUUUCAUUUGUUUGUGAGUUCUACUUGUACUUUACUUCAUAUUAGUUGUUUGAUGUAUUAAAUUGAGAUAAAAUGCAUAUAUCAAAUUCAGUAUUGAUGCUAUAACUUA